This is a messenger RNA of Malaya genurostris, 5615 nucleotides long. RefSeq names its product multidrug resistance-associated protein 1 (gene MRP). The transcript has 14 exons. Gene Ontology annotation, molecular function: ABC-type transporter activity; ATP binding; ATP hydrolysis activity. The record is from RefSeq and is a predicted model, not a curated record. Lineage: Eukaryota; Metazoa; Arthropoda; Insecta; Diptera; Culicidae. Gene Ontology annotation, cellular component: membrane. The coding region runs from base 241 to 4812 and encodes 1523 amino acids. Gene Ontology annotation, biological process: transmembrane transport.
GUUGACGAUUGUCGUGAGCGGUUCAGUUGGUCGCGGUGAAGUGAUACGCGUUCGCUAAGAAGAGAGGGUCUUGAUACGGUGGAUGCUAGAACCGCUCUGAGCAUCGACAAUCCAAAUAUCUGUGUGAGUGAGCUCUGAUCGCGCCACUUGUUGCUACUCACUUCCGAACGUGGUACGAAGUAAACUAUACUAGCGGUACCCAAAAUUCAUUCUGAGCUACAAAUCACUUUGACAGUCAAAAUGGAUGCUCAUCCGAUGGACGACUUUUGCGGCUCGAAAUUUUGGGAUAAUAACCUGACUUGGUACACCGACGAUCCCGAUUUGACACCAUGCUUCCAGCAGACAGUGCUGGUGUGGACUCCAUGCGCAUUUCUGUGGUUAUUUUCUUUAAUCGAACUGUACUACCUUCGAAACAGUCGGAAUCGAAACGUACCGUGGAGCAUAGUAAAUGUAUCGAAAUUAAUCGUCAUCAGUGUACUGAUAGUACUUACCAUUGUGGAUCUAAUUAAGGCAAUCUCAACGGAGGGCCCGGUAGCCCCAGUAUACUUCUAUACUCCAACAAUAAAAAUUGCCAGUUUUGUUUUUGUAGCGGCCUUGGUGUACUUGAAUAAAUUCUAUGGCAUGCGGACGUCUGGGCUUUUGUUUCUAUUCUGGUUUCUGCUUACGUUAUGUAGCAUUCCGCGCUGUCGAUCGGAAGCCCGAGCAUACCAGAAUCGCACCGAACCAGAUUCGUGGGCCGAAUAUCAUUUCGUUAGCUUCGUCAUUUUCUUCGUCUGUUCAUGUGUGAUGUUUAUAUUGAACUUUUUCAUCGAUCAACCAGCUCAAAUAUCCAAGUAUGAAGUUACGGAAAGAGACUGUCCAGAGCUGGCGGCAACCUUUCCUUCGCGAUUGGUUUUCGGUUGGUUCGAUAAACUUGCCUGGACUGGAUUUAAAAAACCGCUCGUUAAUGAAGAUCUCUGGUUUAUGAAGCCGGAGGAUUCGUCCAAGGAGGUGUCUCCACUUUUCCUGAAAUACUGGAAUCAAACACUGGAGAAAACCUACCAAUCUUACGAAAAUAGUGGUGUGACAAGUUCGGCCAGUUAUAAGAAGCAAUUUGCCCGGGUCGAUUUCAAGACAACUAAAACUAAGAAGAUUGCAUCGAUUCUACCAGCAUUAGUGAAAGCUUUCGGUCGGACUUUCGCUUUCGGAUCUUUUUUGAAACUAGCUCAAGAUUUACUAACGUUUGCGUCGCCACAAAUAUUACGGCUUAUCAUCAAUUUCGUAGGAGGAGAAGAACCAUUAUGGAAGGGUGCUUUCUAUGCAAUUUUGCUGUUUAUCGUAGCCUCAACGCAGACUCUAUUCCUGGCGCAAUAUUUCAAUCGCAUGUUCUUCGUAGGGUUUCGAAUUCGUACUGCUCUGAUCAGUGCCAUCUAUCGAAAGGCGCUUAUCAUUUCCAAUAGUGCGAGAAAAGGAACCACGGUUGGUGAGAUCGUUAAUCUUAUGGCAGUCGAUGCGCAGCGAUUUAUGGAUCUGACCACGUACAUCAACAUGUUGUGGAGUGCUCCUCUGCAGAUUGCACUGGCAUUAUUUUUCCUGUGGGAGAUUCUUGGUCCGUCCGUUCUGGCUGGGCUGGCCGUAAUGAUUAUCCUAAUUCCGGUGAAUGGAGUUAUUGCCAACAAAAUCAAGACGUUGCAAAUCAAGCAAAUGAAAAACAAAGAUGAACGGGUGAAACUCAUGAACGAAGUUCUCAGCGGUAUCAAGGUGUUAAAAUUGUACGCUUGGGAACCAAGUUUCGAGCAACAGAUUUUACGCAUACGUGACAAAGAAGUGAAGGUGCUUAAAUCGGCAGCCUACCUCAACGCGGGAACCUCCUUCAUUUGGUCUUGUGCUCCAUUUCUGGUAUCGCUUGUCACAUUCUCAGUGUACGUCAUGUCCGAUGACAGUCACGUGUUAACGCCAGUGACUGCGUUCGUGUGCUUGACGCUGUUCGAUAUCCUGAAACUGCCAUUGGUGCUUCUUCCAAUGUUGGUCGUUUACAUCGUCGAGACCAGCGUCUCAGUGAAACGUAUCAAUAAAUUCUUGAAUCAAGAAGAGCUAGAUCCGGAAAAUGUGCAGCACGACGAAAAAGAAUCUUGCCCACUGGUGAUCGAGAAUGGUGUCUUUUCGUGGGGCGAAGAAGAAACUACACUGAAAAAUGUCAACCUGAAAAUUGAAAAGAAUCAACUGGCGGCCAUCGUAGGUACCGUCGGUUCCGGCAAGAGUUCCAUCCUGUCCGCGUUGUUGGGUGAAAUGGAUAAGAUUUCCGGUCGUGUUAAUACGAUAGGCAAGAUUGCGUACGUCAGUCAACAGGCUUGGAUUCAGAACGCCACGCUGCAGGAUAACAUCCUGUUCGGAAAACCGAUGAACUUGAAGCUGUACAACAAAGUGAUAGAGGCAUGUGCACUGAAACCGGACAUCGAAAUGCUUCCGGGUGGCGAUCAGACCGAAAUCGGCGAAAAGGGUAUCAACUUGUCCGGUGGACAGAAACAACGUGUUUCGUUGGCCCGGGCGGUUUACAGUGAUACUGAUAUCUACUUCCUGGAUGAUCCGUUGAGUGCGGUUGAUUCUCAUGUUGGAAAGCACAUUUUCGAACAAGUGAUCGGUCCGAAUGGACUGCUGGCGAAAAAAACACGGGUGCUCGUUACGCACGGUAUUACGUAUCUGCCGCACACGGAUGUGAUUUUCGUUCUGAAGGAUGGUGAAAUAUCGGAAUCUGGCUCCUAUCAAGAACUCAUGGACAAGAAGGGUUCGUUUGCUGACUUUUUGAUUCAACAUUUGCAAGAAGUGAACGAGGAGGACGAAGAUAUUGACGAGAUCAAGGCUCAGUUGGAAUCGAAUGUGAGUGAUGAAGCAUUGAAGCACAAACUGGAACGAGCAAUCAGUAAACGAUCCCGGAGCGGCAGCCAAUCGGAUACGGGAUCAGGAAAUGAAUCCUACUCUCGGCAAGCUUCGGAUAUUGGAGGCAGCAAUAGUAGCUUACGAAGAAGAACACCCGAAAAGAAAGCACCCGAAGAACUUCAAAAGAAUAAGCUAAUCGAACAAGAGAAAGCAGAAACUGGAAGUGUGAAAUGGGAAGUGUACCAGCAUUAUUUGAAAAGUAUCGGCUUAACAUUGACCAUAGCCACAGUUGUGUUGAACAUGAUAUUUCAAGCCUUUUCAAUUGGUUCCAAUCUGUGGCUUUCACGAUGGUCAACAGAUGAUGCAGCUGGCAAUGAUACCAGCGUUCGGGACAUGUAUCUGGGAGUCUAUGGUGCCUUUGGUGCUGGUCAAGCCUUAUCCGUGGUGCUAACGACACUGGCACUGUAUAUCGGAUCACUGAAUGGAUCCCGUAUCCUGCACAAACAGUUACUAGAGAACGUUCUUCGUGCGCCACUGACCUCAUUUUUCGAUGUCACACCACUCGGACGGGUGCUGAAUCGCUUCGGCAAGGAUAUCGAAGCAAUCGAUGGCGAUCUGCCGGCCACCCUGCGAGCCUGGACGGCUUGUUUCUUCGGGGUGGUAGCUACCCUGGUUGUCAUUACGAUUUCCACUCCAAUCUUCUCGGUCGUAAUCAUUCCGAUCGGAAUCCUGUACUAUGCAGUGCAACGGUUUUAUGUGGCAACAUCGCGUCAACUGAAGCGACUGGAAUCCGUCUCCCGAUCACCUAUUUAUUCGCACUUUGGUGAAUCGAUCCAGGGAGCGCAAACUAUUCGAGCCUACAAUGAACAGGAAAGAUUCAUCGAAGAAUCCGAGUCCCGAGUAGACUUCAAUCAGGUAUGCUACUUCCCUAGUAUCAUCGCCAAUCGAUGGCUGGCCGUGCGUUUGGAAAUGGUUGGUAAUCUGAUUAUACUGUUUGCGGCGUUGUUUGCUGUGUUGGGGCGUGAAACGAUGAGUGCUGGUCUGGUUGGACUGUCGGUUUCGUACGCCCUGCAGAUCACACAAACUCUGAAUUGGUUGGUUCGAAUGACCUCGGACGUAGAGACGAACAUUGUCGCUGUGGAACGCAUCAAAGAAUAUGGUGAAACUAAACAGGAAGCGGCAUGGGAAUUGUCGAACAGUACAUUGCCUCGCGAUUGGCCAGAACAUGGUCGUGUCGAAUUCCAGGACUUCCAGGUGCGUUACCGUGAGGGUCUCGAUCUAGUUCUGAAAGGAAUCUCAUUCACCGUUGAGGGAGGCCAGAAAGUAGGAAUCGUUGGCAGGACUGGUGCCGGCAAGUCAAGUUUGACCUUGGCACUGUUCAGAAUCAUUGAAUCGUCUGGUGGGAAAAUUGUAAUUGACGAUCAGGAUAUCUCGAAGCUGGGAUUGCAUUCGUUGAGAUCUCGUCUAACGAUCAUUCCGCAGGAUCCGGUACUGUUCUCCGGAACACUACGAAUGAAUCUGGAUCCGUUCAAUGCCCAUUCGGACGAAGACAUCUGGAAAGCCUUGGAACACGCACAUCUCAAAGUGUUUGUAAAAGGUCUAACGGCUGGCAUCAAUCACGAGGUCAGUGAGGGUGGAGAAAACUUGUCCGUAGGACAGCGUCAACUGAUAUGCUUGGCCCGUGCAUUGUUGCGCAAGACGAAGGUACUUAUUCUGGACGAAGCAACUGCCGCUGUAGAUUUGGAAACUGACGACCUCAUACAGAGAACCAUUCGCACCGAGUUCAAGGAGUGCACGGUGCUGACGAUAGCUCAUCGGCUUAACACUAUUAUGGAUUCGGACAAAGUAAUCGUACUGGACAAGGGCCACAUAAAGGAGUAUGCGGCGCCAAACGAGCUACUGCAAAGCAAAUCGUCAGCUUUCUACAGUAUGGCAAAGGAUGCAGGGCUUGUGUAAUUAUUCGUUUCCGUUAUCUGUCAAUUUGUUUGGAUGUGUACUUUAACAGCUAGGAUGAAUGUUUUCUAAUGUUAUUGAUAGCUGUGUUUUUUCCGUGAAAAGUUUUGUCACUACAUUGAUCAGGAUACUUACAAAAGUUAUUUGAUAUUUUUUCGCAUUUACUUAUUUAGUUAUCGUUUAGUUUUGAUCCCUAAAUCGAACAAAUACAACGUACUUACUUGAAAGAGUCGACAACAGUAUUCCGUGGACUCUUUAUCAGAAGGAUCUGAAGAAUUUGGUACGGAGAUCAGAUUUCCGAAAUUUAGUUUACUUAUUUGCAGUGUCUACUUAAUUUACACACGUGAUUCAAAUAAUUUCGUAGUAGCAUGUAGUAAGCGACUGUACUUUAAAUGCACAAAAGGACAUCUAUCUAAACUACGAAGCACGCAUUGAUUUAACACUCAUAAUCAAACUGCAAUACAAAUGUGUUCAUGGACAUUCAAGACAUCUUUCGAAAAAGUAACAAACAAUGUGUACAAAUUGUAAUCGCUUCAAAUUUUCUCUUUCCCAUUAGCCGAAGAUGGUUGAGAAACUCAUGAAAAUUACUUGAAGAUUUGAUUUACUGUAGCGUACUAAAUUUGCUAUUACCUCGUAAGGCUUUUCAGCAAGUAAUUCAGGAAUGAUUCUACGUCGACUUACUGAUGUUUUGAGAGUUUUUCAUUUCCAUCUAUGAAAUUUCCUUUCAAAGUGCCUUUAUUACCACUAAUAAAUGUUAAGUAAGCAGCCAAAUACCGAGGAAAAAAGAAAAUAAACUUUUAAGUAUA